Molecule: messenger RNA, 1659 nt
Organism: Cadophora gregata
Lineage: Eukaryota; Fungi; Ascomycota; Leotiomycetes; Helotiales; Ploettnerulaceae
Gene: SRP1
Product: Importin alpha subunit (Karyopherin alpha subunit) (Serine-rich RNA polymerase I suppressor protein)
Exons: 3
Coding region: 1-1659 (552 amino acids)
Biological process (GO): NLS-bearing protein import into nucleus
Cellular component (GO): nucleus; nucleoplasm; cytoplasm
Molecular function (GO): protein binding; nuclear import signal receptor activity
Source: RefSeq, a predicted model, not a curated record
AUGGCUGACCGCUACAUCCCCGAGCAUCGGCGGACGACGUUCAAGGCAAAGAACACCUUCAAGCCUGAAGAGCUGAGACGCCGCCGCGAGGAACAACAAGUCGAGAUUCGCAAAGCCAAGCGUGAGGAGAACUUAGCAAAGAGAAGAGGUAUCACUGGUGGAGACGGUUCGCGUCCUGGAGCUUCUUUAGGGGCCGAACCGGACAGUGACGAUGAUACUGCUCCCACCGAGAGUCAGUUGAAUGAGGACCUUCCCCAAAUGGUCGCUGGCGUUUUCUCCGAACAAAUCGACCUUCAAAUUCAAGCUACUACGAAGUUCAGAAAGCUACUUUCCAAGGAGCGAAACCCACCUAUCGAAGAAGUCAUCAAAACUGGAGUCGUCAGCAGAUUUGUGACCUUCCUCCGAUCUCCUCAUACCCUGGUACAAUUCGAGGCUGCAUGGGCUCUUACCAAUAUUGCCUCUGGUUCAGCACAACAAACACAGGUUGUCAUCGAGGCUGGAGCGGUCCCCAUAUUCGUUGAGCUGCUUGGCAGUCACGAGCCUGAUGUUAGAGAGCAGGCUGUCUGGGCUCUGGGAAAUAUUGCGGGAGAUAGCCCUUCAUGCCGAGACUACGUUCUGAGCUGCGGUGCCCUCAAGCCUCUCUUGAACCUCUUGGGUGACAGCCGAAAGUUGAGCAUGCUCCGCAAUGCUACCUGGACCCUUAGCAACUUCUGUCGUGGCAAGACACCGCAGCCAGACUGGAACACCAUCUUGCCCGCACUCCCCGUUUUGGCUAAGCUGGUUUAUUCCCUGGAUGAUGAGGUCCUGAUCGACGCUUGCUGGGCGAUCUCAUAUCUUUCCGAUGGUGCUAACGAUAAGAUCCAAGCUGUCAUCGAAGCUGGCAUUCCUCGUCGCCUCGUCGAGUUGCUCAUGCACGCAUCCACCUCUGUCCAGACCCCUGCCCUUCGCUCCGUUGGCAACAUCGUCACCGGUGAUGAUGUUCAGACCCAAGUCAUCAUUAACUGCGGUGCUCUUCCCGCUCUUUUGUCACUUUUGAGUUCUGGUAAGGAUGGAAUCCGCAAGGAGGCAUGCUGGACAAUCUCGAACGUUACUGCUGGCAACUCUACCCAGAUCCAAGCCGUGAUUGAUGCAAACAUCAUCCCCCCCCUCAUCCACCUUUUGUCUAAUGGCGAUUUGAAGACUCGCAAGGAAGCUUGUUGGGCUAUAUCUAAUGCCACAUCCGGUGGACUUCAAAAGCCGGAGCAAAUCCGCUAUCUCGUCAACCAGGGCUGCAUCAAGCCUCUAUGUGACCUCCUUGCCUGCCCAGACAACAAGAUUAUCCAGGUUGCCCUUGACGGUCUAGAGAAUAUCUUGAAGGUUGGUGAAAUGGACAAGGAUGCCGCUGGUGAAGGACAAGAAAGCAUCAACAGAUAUGCCUUGUUCAUUGAGGAGUGCCAAGGCAUGGAGAAGAUCCACGAUUGCCAGACGAAUGCCAACGAGGAGAUCUACAUGAAGGCAUACAAUAUGAUCGAGAAGUACUUUUCAGACGAGGACGAUGUCGCUGAGGCCGAGGACGGUACUACCAAGCCUGACGGUACCUUUGGCUUUGGCACAAACACUGCUCCCCAAGGCGCUGGCUUCAGCUUUGCCAGCCCCAACGGCGAUUCGAUGGAUAUGUAA